AUGUGCUACGUGGGCGUCGGCGCGAAUGAACGAUUGGAGCUCACCAGGUGCUCCGUCGUGGGCCCAGACGGUUCCGUGAUUUACGACAAGCUCGUGAAACCGGCGGAGCCAAUCACCAACUACAACACCGCGCACAGUGGUAUAACCGAGGAACAGAUGCGCGGGGUGACCACGACGUUGGAAGAUGUCCAGCGGGAGCUGCUGGAGCUCAUCGCGUGCGAGACGAUCGUCGUCGGGCACUCGUUGGAGAAUGAUCUCAAGCGGCUGCGAUUGAUACACGCGCGAUGCGUGGACACGGUGGCGCUCUAUCCUCACCAGAGGGGCCCACCGUACCGCACCAAGUUGGCGCACCUCACGGAGAGGUACCUUGCGAGGAAGAUUCAGGAGGGAUCGCACGAUUCCGUCGCCGACGCCCGCGCCACCCUCGAGCUCGCCAUGCUCAAGUUUGUCUUUGGACCC
Messenger RNA from Micromonas commoda, 459 nucleotides. RefSeq lists its product with no specific name. The annotation marks the transcript as partial. The record is from RefSeq and is a predicted model, not a curated record. Gene Ontology annotation, molecular function: nucleic acid binding; exonuclease activity. The transcript has a single exon. Gene Ontology annotation, cellular component: nucleus. Lineage: Eukaryota; Viridiplantae; Chlorophyta; Mamiellophyceae; Mamiellales; Mamiellaceae.